ACCUUCGAUCGGUUCGCCAUGGACUGUUCUAGGAUCAGCACGGUUUAACUACGACUCUAACCAUAGAGCGGUAAGUAAGAAUACUGUCAGCAACUUGCGUCUGAUUCAAGUUACUGGCACAAUAACCUAUGAGGAACCAACGAUUGUUUUGUAACUACUAUAAAAGCUAACUUCUAUUUGACAAUAACUGAAAAACAGUCAGAAAGUUACACUAAUUUUACAAGAACAGCAAAGAACACAUUAAAACUAUUUGAUGCCACCUGGUUUAAACCAAAAGUGAUUAAUCUUGGAAAAGACUGAAAAUGGAUCCAUCUUCUGGAAUGCACAUGCCCCCUGUACCAUCAAACAGUGAGGUUGUCCAUGUGACUGUUGGAAAUCCCAUCAUAACAAUGUAUCAGACUCCGCCUCAAGCCCCAAAUAUUGCACAGAUCAUUACACAGCACGUAAUUCCGCAAGAUGUCUCAUGUCAAAAUAUACAGCAUACAGUUCCAUCACAAGUCCAGAUGUCAUCGCAAGCCCAGAUGUCUCUACAUGGCCAUAAUCAAGGUCGUGUUCAAACACAAACCCAUGUCCAGUCACAAAGCCACGGGCAAGCACAAAGCCAUGGCCUGUCACAAAGCCACGGGCAAGCACAAACCCAUGGCCCGUCACAAGUCCAUGUUCCUAUACAAGGCCCAUCAGAGAACCAGAGCGUACCAGCUUCUCAGGAUGGAGCCAGGUCAUCAUUACAGGUCCCCUUUGCAGAAGUGGCCUCCUUGUUAGAUCCCAACAUGAAGAGCUCAAAAGCACGGAAGUACCAAAUCCAUUAUGAGGAAGUAAAACGGAGACUGGAGCCACCUGAGAAGAUGUCUCUCAGAUCUCUGGCUGCCUACACUAGAGUGAGCCGAGGCCCAGCUAGUAAAAAAACUCUUCUAGAAUCACUGAAUGUUUUUGGCCUGUCACCAAGCACCAACACAGCAGUGUCCAGCUCUUUCUCCAAACUCACUGAAGGUGACACAGAAGCACUGUGUAAAGAUAUGAAAGACUUUGCCUUACAGUAUGUGGAUUAUGAAAACAUGGCGAAACAGUUACUGCCUGAGACAAACCAGGUGCAACACUGGUCAAAAAUUAUUGAAACAAGGAACUAUCUGGAAGAGAUGCGGAAAGUUUUCAAAGAGCCAGCUAAUAGUCGCUUGUUUUCCAACGUCACACACGGCCUCGGUAAUGGCAUGAUGGAUGUGGCUCUUGACAUUAUCGAUGCAGUAAUUGACCGGCAGAUCCGCAUCCUCUCUGGUAACACAGACCCAAAGCCGGAGCUUCCCAUCAAGAGGACCCGUAAGCGCACCCGUAAGCCCAAGGCCACCACGGAGGAUGGCAAGCCCAAAGACAAGGGCAAAAGAGGCAGAAAGAAAGGCAAACAGAUGCGCCUGGAUCCUUCGGUUCCACAGGUCCCUCAGUCCACAGACAUAGAGAGCAGUGUCCUGACCCUGGUGUCUGUGGGAUAUGAGACCAUAUCGAGUGGGCUCGGGGCCACCAGCGCAGGUCUGGUGUAGUGUGCACCAUGGGUCAUCCAAGGAGUGAACGCUGAGUGCCCCUUUGUUGUAAAGUGCAUUUUAGUUUUGUUAGUUUUUUGAUUACUUUCAAAUGUUAAAUCUGUUUUCUUUUUGGACUUCUAAAAUGGUGGGGGGUUUUUUAUCCCUGUCAAUUGUAGAUAAAAAUCAGUCUUUGUACAAUUCAUUUGGCAAGGAAUGCUAUUUACUGCAUUCAGGGUAUCUCAGUUAAAAAGGUCUUUUCAUGUCUUCCAUUUUGUUUCAGGUCUUAUCUUUUGUUCCAUUCUCCUUUUGGCUUUGACCUAACAUCAUGUAUACAUGGAGCACAUAUAAUGUUGGAAAACUGAUGUUUUUUUGAGAAGUGCAAGGCAUAUGAAGUGAAACCCAAGUCUACAGUCAUUUAAAUAUUACAUCACUGCUGAUUCUCUUAUUCUGUUAUCACAAAGCAAUUUAAAUUGAGUAAUGCCUUAUCUGUCUAUGGACUGCCAAAUUUUUGCAAAAGGAUUUAUGGACUAUUUAUAUAUUUUCUCUCUUUUUUUUAAUCAACAUGUGGUCUACUGAGUAAUCAGAGAAUGACUGUAGCCUGAAUUCAGAAAGUUCUUCAGACUGCUCAUUUGCAUUUAUUAAAAAUUUAAGUUUUUUAAAUGA
This is a messenger RNA of Electrophorus electricus (electric eel), 2177 nucleotides long. RefSeq lists its product as uncharacterized. The record is from RefSeq and is a predicted model, not a curated record. NCBI's taxonomy places the organism in Eukaryota, Metazoa, Chordata, Actinopteri, Gymnotiformes, Gymnotidae.